AUGGUUGUCGCUUUGUUUGCCGGCUUUGUUAUGGCAAACGGCGGCAUUGUGCUGGGUGACAAGGAGAACCACCGGGCGGGCAUGCACUUGCCGCAGAUUCUAUAUUUCUUUGCCUACAUUGUGGGAGUAUCGGCACCGGCCUUGGUCCCAAUUGUCAGUCCGCUGUGGCCUAUGCGCAGUCUUACCCUGGGACUGGUUCUGGGCGUGGCCAUGACAUACAGUAUCAGAUAUUACACCGUCGAGCACCCGUUCCUUCUGAGCGAUAACCGGCAUUAUCCGUUCUACUUGUGGAAAAACUUCUUCCGUCGUCAUCCAGCGGCCAAAUAUUUGGCCAUACCAUUCUACAUAUAUGCCGGCUCGGCGCUGCACACACUACUUUCCGGUACUUUACCAUCCCUUACUACAUUGUGA
This is a messenger RNA of Kickxella alabastrina, 411 nucleotides long. RefSeq names its product alpha-2-glucosyltransferase Alg10. Lineage: Eukaryota; Fungi; Kickxellomycota; Kickxellomycetes; Kickxellales; Kickxellaceae. The transcript is spliced from 3 exons. Gene Ontology annotation, cellular component: endoplasmic reticulum. The record is from RefSeq and is a predicted model, not a curated record. Bases 1 to 411 code for a protein of 136 amino acids. Gene Ontology annotation, molecular function: dolichyl pyrophosphate Glc2Man9GlcNAc2 alpha-1,2-glucosyltransferase activity. Gene Ontology annotation, biological process: dolichol-linked oligosaccharide biosynthetic process; protein N-linked glycosylation.